AUGGAAGAGGAGCUGAAGUGCCCGGUGUGCGGCUCGCUGUUCCGGGAGCCCAUCAUCCUGCCCUGCUCCCACAACGUCUGCCUGCCCUGCGCCCGCACCAUCGCCGUGCAGACGCCCGAGCGCGAGCAGCACCUGCCCGCCUUGCUGCAGCCCCGAGCCCCAGCAGCGGCGGCAACCGCGGGGGCGGCGGGGCCCGGGCCGGCGGCGGGCUCGGAGGCUGAGUGCGCCGCGGGGGGCGGCGGCGGGGAGCACGCGGACAAGCUGAGCCUGCACAGCGAGAGCGACAGCGGCUACGGCUCCUACACCCCCAGCCUCAAGUCCCCCAACGGGGUGCGGGUGCUGCCGCUGGGGCCUGCCCCGGCCGGCUCCUCCUCGGCGGCUCUUCCCCGUGGGGCGGGCCCCAGCUCGUCCCUCACCUGCCCGCAAUGCCACCGCAGCGCCUCCCUGGACCCGCGCGGCCUCCGCGGCUUCCCGCGCAACCGGCUGCUGGAGGCCAUCGUGCAACGCUACCAGCAAGGCCGGGCCGCCGCCAAGUGCCAGCUCUGCGACCGCAGCCCGCCCGAGGCGGCCGCCGUGGCGUGCGAGCAGUGCGAGGUGCUGUACUGCGCCGCCUGCCAGCUCAAGUGCCACCCGACCCGGGGGCCCUUCGCCAAGCACCGCCUGUUGCCCCCGCCCAGCCUCCCGGGCGGGCCCGGCAAGGCGGCGGGGGGCGCCCGCAAGUUGCCCACCUGCGCCGAUCACGAGCUGGAGAACUACAGCAUGUACUGCGUGAGCUGCGGCACCCCCGUCUGCUACCAGUGCCUGGAGGAGGGCAAGCACGGCCAGCACGAGGUGAAAGCCCUAGGGGCUAUGUGGAAACAGCACAAGACACAGUUGUCUCAGGCUUUAAAUGGUGUUUCAGAUAAAGCAAAGGAAGCUAAAGAAUUUUUGGUUCAGCUGAAAAAUAUAUUGCAGCAGAUACAGGAGAAUGGGUUGGAUUAUGAAGCUUGUCUGGUUGCUCAGUGUGAUGCCCUGGUUGAUGCAUUAACUCGUCAAAAGGCAAAACUGCUCACAAAAGUUACCAAAGAGCGUGAGCACAAAUUAAAGGUUGUUUGGGACCAAAUAAAUCACUGUACUCUGAAGCUACGUCAGUCAACAGGGCUUAUGGAAUACUGUCUGGAAGUAAUCAAAGAAAAUGAUCCCUCUGGUUUUUUACAGAUUUCAGAUGCUUUAAUCAAACGUGUUCAGGUGUCUCAGGAACAGUGGGUCAAAGGAGCCUUGGAACCAAAAGUAUCAGCUGAAUUUGACCUGACUCUGGAUAGUGAACCUUUACUACAGUCAAUUCACCAGCUGGAUUUUAUUCAGAUGAAAUGUAGGGUGCCACCAGUCCCGUUACUGCAGCUGGAGAAGUGUUGUACCCGAAACAACAGUGUGACACUGGCCUGGAGGAUGCCACCCUUUACCCACAAUCCAGUGGAAGGGUAUAUCUUGGAACUUGAUGAUGGAGAUGGCGGCCAAUUCCGAGAAGUGUAUGUUGGCAAGGAGACCCUAUGCACAAUUGAUGGCCUUCAUUUCAACAGUACCUACAAUGCAAGAGUCAAAGCUUUUAAUUCAUCAGGAGUUGGCCCUUAUAGCAAGACAGUUGUUUUACAGACAUCUGACGUGGCCUGGUUCACCUUUGACCCCUCUUCAGCCCAUCGGGACAUAGUCCUAUCGAAUGACAACCAGACUGCCACUUGUAGUAGUUAUGACGAUCGUGUUGUUCUGGGCACAGCGGCCUUCUCCAAGGGAGUACAUUACUGGGAACUGCAUGUGGAUCGUUAUGAUAACCAUCCAGAUCCGGCUUUUGGAAUUGCCAGAAUUAAUGUGGUCAAGGACAUGAUGCUAGGAAAGGACGACAAGGCGUGGGCCAUGUAUGUUGACAACAACCGCAGCUGGUUCAUGCAUUGCAAUUCUCAUACAAGUCGGACAGAAGGGGGUGUUUCUAAAGGUGCCACUGUGGGCGUUCUCCUGGACCUAAACAAGCACAGCCUGACCUUUUACAUAAAUGGGCAGCAGCAAGGACCUCCAGCAUUUGAAAAUGUGGAGGGUGUCUUCAUGCCUGCAUUAAGCCUCAACCGAAAUGUACAGGUGACUCUGCACACAGGACUGGAGGUGCCACAGAGUGUAAGACAGCCAAAGCUGCCCAGUAACUAA
Emys orbicularis (European pond turtle) is the source of this 2175-nucleotide messenger RNA. It is a transcript of the gene TRIM67, whose product is annotated as tripartite motif containing 67. The record is from RefSeq and is a predicted model, not a curated record. Gene Ontology annotation, cellular component: cytoplasm. Lineage: Eukaryota; Metazoa; Chordata; Testudines; Emydidae. Gene Ontology annotation, molecular function: protein binding; zinc ion binding. Bases 1 to 2175 code for a protein of 724 amino acids. The transcript has 10 exons.